This is a messenger RNA of Copidosoma floridanum, 3910 nucleotides long. RefSeq lists its product as uncharacterized. The record is from RefSeq and is a predicted model, not a curated record. Gene Ontology annotation, molecular function: metal ion binding. Gene Ontology annotation, cellular component: RNA N6-methyladenosine methyltransferase complex. Gene Ontology annotation, biological process: mRNA modification. Lineage: Eukaryota; Metazoa; Arthropoda; Insecta; Hymenoptera; Encyrtidae.
CCUAACCAUGGGUGUUUUGUACCGUUGAGCUCCUCUUGUUUUGUUGUUACUUUUUUUUAUGUUUCAUCAAGUGGUGUUUGGUGGAGAACACUGUCAAUAUCAUUUUCCUGAUAUACUUUCUUGUUUAUUGUUCAAAUAAAUAAAUAAAUAAAUAACACGGCGUGAUUACUUGACACGCACGCAAAACGGCAUUGUUUUACAAUUGCUCUUUAUAUCGUGCCGAUCUAAAUAAAAAAACGUGUGAAAAAGUGAGGCAAAAGUAUGUUCAUCCAUUCUCGAAAUACGAUUCGUCGUUUAUGGUGAUAAUAUGUCAAAGUCAAAUAUAAGGAAAAUACCAGUUGACCCUACGAAAUGUAACAUUGACUCUCGACGUCCAAGUGUUUUCGAAAGGUUGGGAACCAAGCCUGCGGUCACUGCUGUUGCUCCAAACGCCUCUGAUUAUUGCAGAAAUUGGGCUCUCAACGGCAAUUGUUCAUACGGCAAGAGUUGCAAAUAUGCUAAUACACAUACAUUAAUUAGUCCGUCAAAGAGAGUAAAGAAGGACAAUGCCUCUACAAAUCCUUCGUUGCAUGUUGACGAUUCAUUUAAGAGAAUCACAUCGAAAAUUGUAAAGACAACUCCCCAUAGUCCAGAUUUAAAUAUAGAAGAGUGGAAUCAGACUGAUUUAGAGUACGAAGACGAGAAGGUGUUGGAGAGGCGUAGGCAGCUGCUGCAAAGAGAGUUGGAGCUACAGAUGAAGAAAGACAAAGAAGUACAUGGAAAGGAAAAGACUAAAUAUAAAAAAAAGGCAAUGAGUAGUUCCUCCAGUUCUCAUAGUUCAAGUUCAUCGAGUAGUAGUAGCUCUUCCAGUAGUGAUGAUUCAUCUUCAAGUUCAACAUCAGAUUCAAGAAAAAAAAUUAAAAAGUUCAAGAAGAAGCACAGUGCAUCACCUGACUUUAAUGACGAAAAAGAAAGAAGACGAAAAUUAGAUUUAAAGCACAUAGCAUCGAAAAAUGAAAAGUUGACUUCAAAAAAGAAACAAAGAGUCGACACACCCCCAAAGAAAGAUAUCCCAUCAAAAUCUAACGAGAAAGCAAACAGUAGUAGUCGUACAACCGUAGCUCAUAAACAUGUUUCCACACUUAGAGCCAAGUCACCACUGGCCCUUCAGUCUCACGCCGCCCCGGCCAAGUCGAAAGACCGCACGAGAAGCGCUUCACCCCAGCUCAAAUUACCAAGCAGAGCUGACUUAGACAAAGACAGACACCACAAAAAGCUGCGCGAACACGAGGAGCUCAGUUUGAAGGAGAUGACGCAGAAAAAAUCCACCGACAGGAUCGACCGUAACGAUCGCCUGGAGCGCCAAGACCGUCUCGAUCGCCUGGACAGAUCCGACAGGCUCGACCGCAAGGAGCCGGAAAAAUCAAGACCCCGUCCGCCCGAGCCGGACAAACCCAUCAGUCGGAGUGCCCGUAGCACCGACCGCUCGAAGCCCCGUUCCCGCGACCGGGAUCGACGCUCCCGCUCCCCCGAGCGCUCCAAGCAUCUGCCUUCCAAGGAGCAGCUCUCUAGAGCCAGACGAAGCCGAAGCGCCGAAAAACCGCGAGUCAGACACGAGCCUCUGCCACCGCCACCGAGCGCAUCCUCGAGCCGACACGCGGACAAGGGUCCAAGCGGCUCCAGCAGCUCCGCCCGCUCCAGGGACCACGGCAGGCGCGAACGCGAGCGCAGCAAAGAACGCGAGCAGCCAAACAAGGCCAAGCACCACCACCAGCCGUCAUCAACCUCUACCACGACUAACUCAUCCAGCCAGCUCUUCGGUGCCUCUGGUCAGGGAAACUCGCGCCGGCAGGCCGAUUACGGAAGGCAGCCCAGCAAAGAGCGCAGCCACCGGGACGAGCGUGCCCGAGAUCGGGAACGCGAAGACCGCCGCGAGCGCGAACCGGCUAACAAGCGCGACCGAGCGCGAGAGCGAGACCGCAUCCCGGACAAGCCCGCACGACCCGACUACAAGAGUAGCGGUCCAGAGAGGCCGAAAGAGCGCGGGGUCGAACGUCCCAAGGAGCGUCCCAAAGAACGCGACAGGGAGCGCGAUCGGGACCGUGACCACCUGCCGCUCGACCGCCACCGUCGAUACAAGCCAGCCCCUCCCCCGGUUCCCCCGUCCACGGGGCUGGAGCCUCGCAGAGACAGCCCAAACAGACGGGAGUACGAGCGGGCCUACGCGCGACUCACCGGCUCCAGUGCUUCGACUCACACCGAGUCCCACUCGCGCCACUGGGACGAGUCGGAGGAGCCGCAGCAGCCGGGCGUCGAGCCCUACGGCAGGGAGCCGCCCGAUGAGCGACGUAAGCCUCUCGAGGCUCGGCGCUACGAUAGCCCAUUCUCCGAGCGCAGGGCUCCUGUGCCGGCUGCCGGUGUUGCUGAUGAUCGUGGCCAGCCGAGGUACGCGGAUCGCGGAGCGCCACCACCGGGGUCAGGGCCCUUCGAGCCCGAGCCGCUGCUGCACCAUCCGAUUCGGGCACCACCCAUCAGAGAAGAAGCUGUUGGUGAUAGCUGGGAGGUGCACCACGACCUCGAACGCCCGUACGGAGCUGGUAGCGAGUGGGACGAGAGGGAAUGGCGACCAGGUGGACGAGCUGGGAUGUGGACGGAACGAGAGGCCCUGCCGUCUCGACCUGACACUGCCCACGAGGAUGAGUCCUGGUCCGGCAAAAGAUACGACGGAGCUGUGCCCGACUGGAAGGUCGGCGAACCUGGCAGAAAGUGGGAUAACCAGCACGUAAGAGGCGGCUACAGAAAUGAUCGUAUUAAGGAGAUCGAGCUCACUGACCCAGUGCUCAGUAAGCGCAGACCGUUUAGCACUCCAGAGAGAAGAGAAGAGCUUCCGAGUCACGCAGCUAAACAGGCCUUGCACAAUAGCAUGAAAGACGAGCCUAUAAACAAAAAGCUGAUGGAACUGGCAGAAGGCAGGCCGCGAAGAAGUAGAGAAAAAUCGGCCGACAGUUUUCACAAGAAGCUGUUGGCGAAGGAAAAGCCACCCGAAGUAAAGGAACCACCGCCACCAGUAACGCCCGUAGUAAUAGAAACGAAGCGUCCGUGCCUCGAUGAAACUUUACCCAACUUGCAGCACACUGAGAGCGAUCUCAGUGAUAUUAGCGAUGAUCCUGAUGAUAUUCUCAACAUGGAAGAGGAAGUGACUGAGAACAACAAAGCUAAAUCGAACGAAACAGACCGAGAUUCUGCUUCUGUUAAGAGUCAAGAUGUGACCCAUCCUUCGCCUAAAGCCAUGGAUGAUUCCGUCUUCACAAAAGACAAAGAGACUCCUGAAGCUUACAGCAAUAAAAGCAACAUGGAAGAUGAGAGUAUGGAAAAUAUGGACUUUGAGGAAAUUUCGGAUGGUGAGUUGGAGGAAGACAUAAAAACCAGUUGUAAAGGAUUGGGAGACGCUUUAGGUGUCGAUUGGGAAAGUCUCGUCAAAGAAUCUCAGCCCAGACGACCCAUCGGUGCUGGUCACGAUAACGCACAAGAUCGUUGGCAAUGCAAAGCGGUCUUCCAACGCAUUGGAAUUUCCGUUAAAGCUGCAGGUCAAGAAUUUGUUGAGGGUCUUUUGAAUAAAUACAUUGAUAAUGAAUCGAACAAGAUACUACUCAACAACGUAGCUUUAGUACAUACAGCAUUGACGCGAAAACAAUUUAUGCCUAACUUGACGUACAAAUCCAUAAGCAGGAUAAAAAGUGAGUGCAACAUUGACGAUGUAGAAAAUCUCAAGCCUUGCACGAGUUUAUACGAAGAAGCCAAGAUGCUUCUUCAACAAGCGUAAGGUUUGUGUGUUUUGGAAAUUUUGUUAAUAUUUGACUGUAUAUUUACAAAAAGUGUAAAUGACAAUGCAACGUACCAUGAAUAAAUAAUAAUGAUGAAUCAAAAAACU